Messenger RNA from Fusarium venenatum, 2766 nucleotides. The record is from RefSeq and is a predicted model, not a curated record. NCBI's taxonomy places the organism in Eukaryota, Fungi, Ascomycota, Sordariomycetes, Hypocreales, Nectriaceae.
AUGAGUAACAUUGAAACAGAAAUAAAGCAGUUGCGUGAUAAAAAUGCCUCCAAGAAAUAUUUCAUUCCUGAGGCUGCAUUUCUACAGCUCAUGACAGAUGAGCAAGUCAAGACAGCAGUCUUCAAGUCGGACAUAGAUGUUUAUCGACGGGAUGAGAUUGCUAACCAAGUAUGCCGCCGAGGGAGAAAGAUCCUCGGCAUACUCAUACUCAUCAACGGCGUAUCUCUUCUCCAACACUUCAUUGAGGCAGAUCAGCUUGAAGAUGCCAGACUUCCUUUCACAGAAGAAACUUUGACCGAGAUUAUACGCCUUUCUAGCGAACAGGCGACAGACUUUGAUAAAGAACAAUGGAUGUUCACAGCACCAACCUUUGAGCGGGGCACUAUCAAUCGACGAUUGGUCAAGGGCUCGAUCCUGCCAUACAAAACGGAAAAGCGUAUAGGGAAGGGAGGGUUCGGCAUUGUGUACGAGGUGGUUCUACACCCACUUCACCAAACUCUUGGAAAUGUUUUUCCUGAACGUUUUGUCAGGAAGGAAUUCUUAAAAGACCAAUCUCAUCAAAGUGAGCUGGAAAACCUUGCAGUUCUCAACACUUUAAAGCAUCCAAACAUUGUUGAACUCUUGAGCUCUUAUACCUACGAUGAUGACCGGUGCAACCUUCUGUUUCCAUUAGCAACACAUGGAAGCCUCAAGGAUUUUAUGUCCCAAGAUAGACAACUUACUGAUUUUCUUUCAGACGACUCUAUCCUAGUCGCUCUCACAGGGCUAUCAUCGGCUGUAAGAAAUUUACAUGACGUUUUCGAAAAUAAGCUGGAUCUCACUUUGAUCGGUUUCCAUCAUGACUUGCAACCAAGGAACAUUCUUGUCACUGAGAAAACAUUCAUCCUAGCAGAUUUUGGCCUAUCAAAGCUAAAGCCAUGUGAUGAAGACUCGGAAACUCCCUUCAGAAACCGGAUGGACGACUAUGUAGCACCGGAAUGCGAGGAUUGGGAAAAUAACUACGAGCCAGGCCCAGUGCGUAGAUCGAGCGAUAUCUGGUCUUUUGGGUGUAUCCUGGCGGAGAUGGUGACCUAUGUAUCUAAAGGAUGCAGCGGUGUGAAGGAUUUCAGAAACGCAAGGAAAUUUAAGCGGCCUGGCAACACUCACUUUUCUUUCCACCAUGGCCCCCAAGAGUCAAGCAACAACGUUGCAAAGUGGUUAUCGGACCUCGAGCCAAGUUCUACACCCAGCUUUGUACUAAUUAUUAAGCUGGUGAGAAGAAUUCUGUCCCUCAACCCCUUGGAGCGACCGAAAGCUGUGGAAGUCGAGCGGUUCCUUCGCUUCGUUGCUAUUCACCGAUCGGUCACUAGGAUCGAGGGUCAAUUCCAGCAACUUCGAGAAAAGUACCCCCAAAAAUUGGAUCCAGUUUUGGAGAUGAUCCGGUUUCAGUCGUGGAGUUAUGCUGCAGGAGUUUUAAAUGAGAAAAAGGAAGUUGAUGUCGAAGCCAAGCUAAAUCACAACAUUUUGGACCAGUUCGACAAGAUUGACGAUAUCCUUUCUGGCCUCGAGCGUGACAUUGAGUCAAGAUUAACUCGAGAAGCGACUGGAAUCUAUUUGGAUAAUUCCCAGCUUUCGAAGAUUGUCGAUCAGCUGCACCUCUCUCUGGAUGAAAGGCAGAGUGAGCUGUCGCGAGACUAUUUCAAAGUCUCUAUUUUCAAGAAUCAUGACAACAUAUUUGAGGCCAUUCUGAAUGGAAGCAACGAAAUUCCUCCCAGCCAUGAGAUUCGGAUGAGGAUCAAUAUCCAAAACAUGGCGCGGCUCUUGGAUCAAGACUCAGAAUCUCUGUCUGGUGCAUUUCUCAUCGACUCUGGUCAAGUCGGCGAGCUAAGGGCUUUUGGAGAUCAUCACCACCACGGCACCCGACGGAAUGAUCACGCAUCGCAACAAGUUUGGGUAGAAUGGCGCAACUACGCCCAUAAUACAGACAAAGAGACGAUGGAUAGACUCUUUGAACGCACCGCUAAACUGACCGAGUUGCUCUCUCGGGAGAAGCCCAAGGCCUUGCGAAUAUUGAAUUGCACGGGUUUCAUUCACAGGCUUGAUAAGCAGGCCCUGGGUCUCAUUUUUGAUUUCCCAACGACACCAAGGCCGGGCCUUCCUUUUGUACCUGUUAAUUUGAGCGACGUUAUAGGAGAUGAUCGGCCGUUACCAGACCUUCCAGAUCUUGAUAACCGUUUUGAGCUGGCUAGUACAUCGGCUGCUGCACUGUUUGAAUUUCACUCACUCGGCUGGCUGCACAAGAGUCUUACUUCAGCCAACAUAAUCUUCUUCAAGAAAGAGGAAGACCCAAUUACUAAGAUUGAACUUUCCCCUUGGCUCGUUGGCUUCAAUCACAGCAAACCUGAUGAUCCGUUAGGUUUCACAUCUGGGUUAUCAGAGAAAGAUUCGAAACUGUAUCAUCAUCCUAUUUACCUUGAUAGCACAUAUGGGUACCGACGAGAAUUCGACUAUUAUAGCCUCGGGAUAAUCUUAUUGGAAAUUGGGUACUGGGAGAAAUUCAGCAAGAUGACCAAGAAAUGGACUGGCAGUUACGAGGAGAGGCGUCAGAGGCUGCUUAAAGGUCGCAUACCCAAUCUCAGAAAGACGAUGGGGAGAGAGUACGCUGAGGCUGUGCGAUUUUGCAUUGAGGCUGCCACUAACAAUUCCUCAUUGGAAAGAGAUCCCAAUGAGGCGCUGUUGGAGUUUUUAGAGGGCGUGGUCGUACCGCUCGGUAGAUUCACCCGUUGA